Messenger RNA from Talaromyces amestolkiae, 891 nucleotides. RefSeq lists its product as uncharacterized. The transcript has a single exon. Lineage: Eukaryota; Fungi; Ascomycota; Eurotiomycetes; Eurotiales; Trichocomaceae. The record is from RefSeq and is a predicted model, not a curated record. The coding region runs from base 1 to 891 and encodes 296 amino acids.
AUGCGACUCCUCUCACGUCUCGAAAAAGGCUCUCGCAAGCCCAAUGACACUAUAUGGCCAAUAUCACCGUCAUUAUCUUCAUCCUCACCCUUUACGUCCCAGUCAUCCUCUACAGAGUCACCCACUUCACCCCCCUCCUCCCCUCCCUCGCCAAUCUCUUACUUCGAUCCCUUCGAAACACCCAAAUGUCCCAUGUCAUGGACAUGGACCUGCCACACCUGCAACCGCAACUGGCGCAUAGGCACGACCAGUCGCUGCCUAAACUGCAGUCAUCGCAUGUGCAUGCUCUCAGAGUCAACAAACUCACCAUCAAGACGCAAAAAGUUCAAUUCACCCACCGACUUAUCACCAGACCAACCACUCCUAUCCUCUCUACUAUCUGCCGAAAAGCCUGAUAUCCGUCGCCCCAUUCUUCCCCUCAAAGACGACGCAGGCCUAGAUAGAUAUCGAUACAACCAACAACUCAAACGCCACUUUCGCAGAUCUCGAAAUCGACAGGAUCGCAGAAGGAAAGCGAAAUAUUGUCGCAGUCAGUUCGAUUAUGCGGGAUGGGAGGAGUGGAAUGAGUGGCGGAGAGACGUUAGGCAGUUCAGAAAUGCGUUGAGAAGGGGGUAUGAUGACGGGGAUGACACUGAUGAGAGUGAGAGCACGCUUGCCGAUGAAGAAGACGAGGCGGAGGAAGAUGGCGCCGACGAGGAUCGGGCGUACAAGCUGUUUCCUGCGACGGGCAGGUUGCAUGUUGUCGCUUCUUCGGGUCCCGCUGCCGCUGCCGCGAGAAAAGAGCCAUUGGAGUGGAAUUGUUGGGAUGAUUGCGAUUUUCCGGCUCAUUGCAUUCAUGCGCGGAACGAAAGGAUGCAGCGAGAGGCUUCACUUAAUCGAGUAUUUUUGUGA